Molecule: messenger RNA, 1143 nt
Organism: Ctenocephalides felis (cat flea)
Lineage: Eukaryota; Metazoa; Arthropoda; Insecta; Siphonaptera; Pulicidae
Product: neuroligin-4, X-linked-like
Exons: 6
Coding region: 1-1143 (380 amino acids)
Biological process (GO): presynaptic membrane assembly; synaptic vesicle endocytosis; chemical synaptic transmission
Cellular component (GO): synapse; postsynaptic membrane; cell surface
Molecular function (GO): signaling receptor activity; neurexin family protein binding
Source: RefSeq, a predicted model, not a curated record
AUGGGUCCAGCGCCAUCAGAUGGCUACAGUGUUGCAGUGUGGUUUCAUCCAGGAGAGUUCAUUAGCGGCAGUGCAAAUAAUAUCGAUCCUUUCCAAUUAGUUUUCAAGCAAAAGAUCAUAGUAGUAACCGUGGCAUAUCGGUUAGGUAUUUUUGGUUUCUUCACUACGGUAGAUGGGGAAGCUCCUGGAAACUUUGGACUCAUGGAUCAAGCUGCAGCAUUGAGAUGGAUCAAUAGAAAUAUUGAACAAUUCGGUGGCAACAAGGAUUCAGUUUGCCUGAUCGGGCACGGUUCUGGUGCGGUGAGCGCCACAUUGCACAUGACGGCGGGUGAAUGGUCGAACGGCAUGUUCCAUCGAAUCAUUGCGAUGAGCGGAAACGCUUUAACGGAAGGAACGGUUCAGGAUCCUAAGAGGCAUUUGCGCACACUAAAUCGUGUCGCUUAUCUGUUCGGCUGCUUUAGAAGACCAACUGAUAAUCUAAUAGCAUGCUUACGAAAUGUUAAGGCUUCAACAUUAUUACAACAAACAGCCCGAGUAACAAAAUGGGGUCCAGUUUUAGAUGCUGGCUUAAGCAAUUCAACGAUAUCAUUUAUUCAAGAGGACCCCCGUGCCAUGUUCGAGCGCGGUCAGUUCACCCAAGUGCCCGUUCUUAUCGGGUUCACGGACGGAGAAGACGCCCUAUCAAUUGCUGGAAGUGAAAUAGAUCAGAACGGAAUCGACCCUGCCCAUUUUGAAUCGAUGCUAGGUGAUACUGUAUUAGCUGAAAUGCCCCCGACAGACAAUCAAUCGUGCCCAUUAGAUAAUCAGCAUAUAGUGGAUGCGGUGUCAUUUUUCUACAGUCCUCAACCACCUUCAGAAGACCCGGAAGAUCUUCGAAAACGUUACAUAGCCUUCAUGACCGAAAAACACUUCGGUGCCCCAUCAUUUCUUUUUGCUAUGUUAUGUAGCAGGCACUCUCCUACAUUCGCUUAUAGGUUUGACUUAAAACCAAGAUCGGUUGCUGUAACGUCAGGACUACCAGAAUGGCUUGGCGUUCCCCAUAGGCUCGAUUUAGCCUUUGUAUGGGGCGUCCCUUAUUGGGGACUGCUCUCAGAUGGGACGCCAUGGGAUAGCGCAGACAAAGAGUCUCAGAUAUUGUUAUGA